Messenger RNA from Zerene cesonia (dogface butterfly), 675 nucleotides. RefSeq lists its product as uncharacterized. Lineage: Eukaryota; Metazoa; Arthropoda; Insecta; Lepidoptera; Pieridae. The coding region runs from base 1 to 675 and encodes 224 amino acids. The record is from RefSeq and is a predicted model, not a curated record. The transcript has 2 exons.
AUGUUCAUAUUUCUAUUAUUACUGCCGGUCGUCCGGUCUAUAUACGUCAUCUCACUGUAUGGUGACGUCCAUAAUGACGUGGAAUUCUUCACCAGGACCUUCCCUUGGCUGGUGGAUAAUAUAGGUGGUGACAUCAGCGUCGAUUAUUACCUACUGGGCAGUGGGAAAUACUCCAUACCCCAAAUGUGCGCCUUGGAGCAGAUGAAGUUGAAUACGUUUUUGCAGGCGCAAUACUUGAAGUGUGAAGCAGAAGGUCACGACAGCGUCAAAUGCUUAUGCGCCACCGGGAUAGACCCCCAGAGAUACAGCCAUUGCGUCAUGACCAAGGGCUCAUACGCGAGCCACGCAUCAUCUAAAUACCAGCAGUUGAACAUCGACGCAAGUCCCAUCAUAGAAAUCGGAUACAAGAACACAGUUUUCGCUGUAGAAGACAGUUGGUAUCUGAAGAAAAUAUGCACUAUAUUCGGGGAUAACCCUCCCCGGGGAUGUGUUGUACCCUUCGCUUGCAAUACUACAGAUGUGGCGACUCACAGGAGUGGAGUGGCGUUCUUUGAUUGUAACUGUAUUAGACAUCAAUGUGGAUCGAUGCCAGCGGCUACAACAAGUACUACGCCCUAUGCAGACUAUCCGUUUAGGAACAACCGAGAAUUUUAUGAAACAACGUAUUACGGUUAG